AUGCCACCUUCUGCUUGCCCUAGGCACUUUUCUACAGGCUCUGUCUUGCGACUAGAUUUUAAGAUGAACAGUGCCCGGGUUCGUCGCGCAUUCAUUGCUCUUGGGAGCAAUUUGGGUGACCGCGUUGAAAUGAUCGAAAAAGCCUGUCUGGAGAUGGAUCGGGCUGGUAUAAAAGUUAAAAGAACAAGUUCGCUAUUCGAGACUGCUCCAAUGUAUGUUCUUGACCAAGCCCCAUUCAUGAAUGGAGUGUGCGAGGUCGAGACUACUCUUGGACCAAUAGAGCUUUUGGAUGCUCUCCAGUCCAUUGAAAAUACUUUGGGCCGAAUCAAACUGAUUGAUAAAGGCCCGCGCUCGAUUGAUCUGGACAUUUUGCUCUUCGAUCAAGAAGUAUUCUCACAUGAGCGGCUUGAUAUCCCACAUAAACUCAUGCUUGAACGGGACUUUGUUCUUCGGCCGUUGUGUCAACUCAUUCCUCAUGAGCAUCCUCCGCAGCUUGAGAAAAAGACAAGAACAUACCAAGAGCAUCUACAAACUCUUCCACCACCAGAGCCGACGCCUGUCUCGACCACUCCAAUUGCGCCGUAUUUUCCAUCUCUCCAUGCAACGGACCCCACUCGGACCACUCAUGUAAUGGCUAUCCUUAACCUUACUCCGGAUUCCUUCUCAGACGGCGGUAAACAUUCUCCAACCGACUUGACUCAGCUCACAGAGACCGUCCGAAAGUUCAUUGCCCAAGGUGCAACAAUUAUUGAUGUUGGCGGCGAAAGCACUCGCCCCGGUUCAGUACCAGUCGGCGCCGACGAAGAGAUCGCCCGAGUAGUGCCAGCUAUCAAGCAUAUCCGCACGUCGAUCCCUGAAGCAGCGAACACUGCCAUCAGCAUUGACACAUACCGCGCGUCGGUCGCCGAGGCAGCCUGCACUGCUGGCGCCGACAUCAUCAACGAUGUAUCCGCCGGUCUAAUGGACCCUGAGAUGCUGCCCACCGCAGCACGGCUCGGAAAAUCCAUCAUCCUCAUGCACAUGCGCGGAACUCCACAGACCAUGACAAAGUUAACAGAGUACCCUAGUGGGGUUAUUCCCGAAGUCAGCGCCGAGCUUCGCAGCCGUGUCGCCGCGGCCGAAGCCGCAGGGAUCCGUCGAUGGCGCAUUAUUCUUGACCCGGGACUCGGCUUCGCCAAAAACCAGCCUCACGAUCUGAAAAUCCUUCGUGAUCUACAUAAGCUCCGGGGAGCAGAAGGUCUUGAGUGUCUACCGUGGCUGAUGGGGCCGAGUCGCAAACGGUUCAUUGGCCAUCUUACCGGGGUGAAGACACCCGCGGAGCGUGUCUGGGGUACUGGGGCUACUGUGUCAGCGAGUGUUGCUGGAGGCGCAGAUAUCGUCCGUGUUCAUGACGUGCACGAAAUGUGGCAGGUUGUCAGAGUAGCAGACGCGAUAUAUCGCACACAAUAG
Penicillium chermesinum is the source of this 1449-nucleotide messenger RNA. RefSeq names its product folic acid synthesis protein. Gene Ontology annotation, molecular function: dihydropteroate synthase activity; 2-amino-4-hydroxy-6-hydroxymethyldihydropteridine diphosphokinase activity. Lineage: Eukaryota; Fungi; Ascomycota; Eurotiomycetes; Eurotiales; Aspergillaceae. The record is from RefSeq and is a predicted model, not a curated record. The transcript is spliced from 4 exons. The coding region runs from base 1 to 1449 and encodes 482 amino acids. Gene Ontology annotation, biological process: tetrahydrofolate biosynthetic process. Gene Ontology annotation, cellular component: mitochondrial envelope.